AUGUCGAUUAUAAAGUUUAUCAUUCUUUGUAUUAUACUGUACGGUGUAGAGAGUACUGUAUACGAUAUCACCACGUCAUCAUCAAAUUGGCAAUCUAUUCUUAGUAAUUUAAAACCUGGUGAUCUUGUCACUAUGCAUCAGGGUACUUAUACAACGGCGGGUUCUGGCUAUUUUCAGUUGACAUUGAACGGUCUAUUGACGCAGCCAAUCAUCAUUCAGGGAGCACCUGAUGAAGCGCGCCCUGUUAUACAAAAUCCAAAUACUAGUCCAGACGCUCAAAAUAUUCUCAAUAUCCAAGGAUCCAAUUUUAUGCUAAAGCACUUGGCAUUUACCAAGGGUUCUAGAGGCAUAAGAGUAGGACCUGCUGCUACGUUCAAUGCAAUAUUUGACGAUCUGUAUGUUUAUGACACUGCGACUACAGCAUUUGCAGCGAAUGAUGCUGGAAAUGAGUAUUACAAUAUUACAUUAAGAAAUACCGAAAUAAAAAUUAGCAAUACAUUUGGAGGUGGAUGUGUCUAUUUCGGCUGUGUAAAUGAUCUAUGUCGUAUGCGUGAUUCGCUUCUUGAGCAUAACUAUUGUCACGAUACGAAUGGCCCUGUAGGAGGCUUUCGACCUGGAUUUCAAGUGAAGCCUGGCUCAUACAAUGUCAUGAUUCGUAAUAAUGCUUGCUAUAGGGUUUCAGGACCAUGUAUUUUGGUUUAUGAUGAUUACAACCGUGGAAGAAAUUUCAUCGUGGGUAAUUAUGCGAUUCAGUCCGGCACAGGUGAUUUCGGCAUACAGUGCACAUCUGGAGUAACAAUCGCAAACAAUGUUAUUUUCAGUGCUAAUCUGGCUGGCAUUGGUGUAACUCAGAACUCAGUCUAUCCCGCUGUUGGAUACAUUCGAAAUGUUACUAUAAGCCAUAAUACUGUUUACAUGUCGGCGGCAGAUGCGUGUCUUCGUCUGAAUGGCGCAACGCAUAGUAACAUUCUCAUUGCCAACAACGUAUUCUAUUGUGGCAAUCAACCAGCGAUCACAGCUGUCACUAACUUAGCUAGCUACCAAAUUUAUAAUAACGCUAUUAACGGUCCAGUUUCAGCUUCCGGAAUUCAGCCCGAUGGAACAUUCAAUAUCGAAUACAAUGCUUUUUUCGAUCCUAACAAAAUGAAUUUAUAUCCAGCUGUAAAAUCUCCACUGAUCAAUGCUGGUAUAAACCUUGAUAGCCAACCUGUUGCUCAUGAUUUCAACGGAAAAACUCGAUCGAAUGCAAAACCAACUGUCGGCGCUUACGAAUAUUCCACAGUGGUGAAUCCUGGUUGUCAACUAAAUAGUAGUUUCAAAUGUGGUUCAUCUACAGCUAUUACACCAGACUAUUUUAUUUAA
Messenger RNA from Rotaria socialis, 1362 nucleotides. The record is from the annotation of a GenBank genome assembly. Lineage: Eukaryota; Metazoa; Rotifera; Eurotatoria; Philodinida; Philodinidae.